CCACCCCCGCCGCCAGGGGGCGCCCGCGGGAGCGCGCGCCACGUGGCCCUUCCGGAAACGCGCUGGGCGCCGGCGUCCAGGCGAGGCCUGGAGAGGUGGGCCGAGGUUCGGGCCGCGCGGAGAGCCUAGGGCAGCGCCGGGCGUCGAGGGCGUGGGAGGCCGAGGCGGGGUGAGGCGGGCGCGGCGGGAGGCCUGGCGGGGGCGCGGGCGCGGGGCACAGAGGUGCGGCCCUGCCCUGCCCUCCCCCCAGACGCGACAUGUUGCCCUGGCCCCCUCCGUGGGGGGGCGCGGGCGAGGAGCAGGCGCCCCAGGAAGAAGGCCCCUUGGCGGGCAGUGACCCCAGCGAGGCCUGGGACUCUGGAGACGAAGCCCUGGGGGAGCCAGGAACACCCCCACCGGACAGCCCUCAGCCCCGGUCCCCAAGGCCUUCCUGGACUCGGAGAGAGCAGCUGCUGUCCCAGGCGCCCCCAGGCACGGCUGCUGAGCAGUGGCCCAGAACCCCGGGUAGGUACAGGGCCUUGCUGCCCUUCCCCCACAGGACCCUUUCAUCGACCCCUGAGCCUGUCUUAAUCUCUUCGAGUCCCCGCCCCCCAGUGCCGCUUUCCCCCCAGAUGGCCUGGGAGGUGGCCCCCUCAAGGAUGACCUUGCUAGCACCCUGGGACCUCAACUACGACUCUAAAGCAGGACCUUGGCUGGUGUGGGGGCCCAGCUCUGCAUCUGGCGUUGCCUUCUCAGGCCGGACCUUGUGUCAUCCCUCAUUCUGGCCACUGUAUGAGGCAGCCUCAGGCAGGAACCCCAGGCCCCUGGCUCCUGCAACAGGACAUCAGAAUGGAGAGCAUGCAGGGUUCCCGGUGAUGUGCUGUGAAGACGUCUUUCUUUCCGACCCUCUGCUGCCGCGAGGGCAGCGUGUUCCCCUGUACCUGUCUGAGGCCUCUCAGCAGGUGCUGGGCUCUCUGAAGCUGCUGCUCCCACCCCCUAUUAUGUCCCCCUGGGUCCUCCCCACCUCAUCCCCUGGCUGCUCCACCGCCUGGCUCAGUGGGCCUGAGCUGAUCGCCCUCACUGGCCUCCUGCAGAUGAGCCAGGGGGAGCCAAGACCCAGCUCCUCCAUCUCAGGGGCUCCCACGCCCCCUGCUGGCCCCCCUGACCCUCUCUCUGACCACCCAGGCCUCAGUGGUGGCGGGAGCUGUUCUCACUGUGCUGAUCCAUCGCUCCCAGGGACCCCAGACAGUCAUUGUCUAUAGCUCCUCUGGGGGCAGAGUGGGCCCCCUGUUCCCCCAGGCAGAUUCUUUGACAAUAAAACAGUGCUGGUUUGCAAACAGG
Molecule: messenger RNA, 1320 nt
Organism: Equus caballus (horse)
Lineage: Eukaryota; Metazoa; Chordata; Mammalia; Perissodactyla; Equidae
Gene: SAP25
Product: Sin3A associated protein 25
Biological process (GO): regulation of DNA-templated transcription
Cellular component (GO): nucleus; cytoplasm
Source: RefSeq, a predicted model, not a curated record